AUGACCGUCGUACUUCCAGGAGACGUCAUCUCGAUCCCAUCCAGCUCGGCGAUCAAGCUGGGACCCGGUUUGCUGCCCACGCCGGGCGUACCGUCGUCCUUGACAGCCAUUCGACCGGGAGCACUGGGUCAGAUUGGCUCCUCUUCCUCCUCCUCAGCAUCCAAAGGCAAAGAUGCACAAACAGCAUUCUGGGUCGAAACGAACACUCUUCGCUACGUGCCGGCACCGGGCGACUCAGUCAUCGGCCAGAUCACCAACCGCGGCGCGGAAUCAUACACCGUCACCCUCUUCUCCGCGCAUUCUGCCACACUACCAGCACUCAGCUUCGAGGGCGCGACCAAAAGGCACAAGCCCAACCUGCGCAUCGGCUCGCUUGUGUAUGCACGCAACGUCAGUGCGGACCGCUUCACCGAGCCCGAAUUGACGUGUGUCAAUCCGGUCACCGGCAAGAGCGACGGCUUUGGCGAUUUGAAAACGACCGAUGAGCGCGGGGAGAAAAUGGGACAUGCGAUGCUGUUUACUGUGUCGAUCGGGCUAGCCCGAAGUCUACUACGCCCAACGCACGGGCUGCUCAAACAGGUAGCGACGCAUUUCCCCUUCGAGGCAGCGGUGGGCGCCAACGGCACCGUGUGGGUACGCGCCAACGAGCCCAGACACGUCAUUGCGGUAGGCAAGGUGCUCGAAGCCGCCGAUCUGCCCUCGACGCACCACGAGUCUGCGGCAGCGGCGGACCAAGAGCAGCUGGACGAAGACGCACAGACGGACGCCGAGUACGUGGUCAAGCAUAGGGCUGCAUCCUUGGAUGUCAAGAAGAUCAGGUCGUUGGUCGCUGACUUUUUGUAG
This is a messenger RNA of Sporisorium graminicola, 843 nucleotides long. RefSeq lists its product as uncharacterized. The coding region runs from base 1 to 843 and encodes 280 amino acids. Gene Ontology annotation, biological process: CUT catabolic process; exonucleolytic trimming to generate mature 3'-end of 5.8S rRNA from tricistronic rRNA transcript (SSU-rRNA, 5.8S rRNA, LSU-rRNA); nuclear polyadenylation-dependent rRNA catabolic process. The transcript is spliced from 3 exons. Lineage: Eukaryota; Fungi; Basidiomycota; Ustilaginomycetes; Ustilaginales; Ustilaginaceae. Gene Ontology annotation, cellular component: nuclear exosome (RNase complex); cytoplasmic exosome (RNase complex). Gene Ontology annotation, molecular function: RNA binding. The record is from RefSeq and is a predicted model, not a curated record.